Motacilla alba alba is the source of this 2591-nucleotide messenger RNA. It is a transcript of the gene TMEM100, whose product is annotated as transmembrane protein 100. The transcript is spliced from 3 exons. The coding region runs from base 1723 to 2127 and encodes 134 amino acids. Gene Ontology annotation, biological process: cellular response to BMP stimulus. The record is from RefSeq and is a predicted model, not a curated record. NCBI's taxonomy places the organism in Eukaryota, Metazoa, Chordata, Aves, Passeriformes, Motacillidae.
UAAAACUUGGUGAGAGAAACGUACUGCAUCCUGAGGCUGCUGGUUUGGAGGCAGUGUGUUCUUCACUGCCUCUGUAGCUCAGGGCAUGGUCUUGGAGUCUUUUAGGUACAAAUUCUGGUUGUGUAUUUCCAGGAGUGUUCAUCUGGGGCAGAGCUGCGGGAUUGUGUAGAGGAUUACUGUAGUCUGUUGAAUUCUGAAUGAAUUCAGGCUGUCCUCUCAGGACAGAGGAACUCCUUAGGCUAUUUUCCGUUGUCACUUUAAUGCAUAGCCGUAGUGUGAAGUGUGAACGCUAUGAUUUAUUGGGAUUUUACAUAAGCAAAAAAGGGUGCCUGAAAUAUUGUGUAAGAGAGAGAGAAUCUGGUCCAGAGCUUAUAGGUGGAAAACUCAAAUGUGUCCCACUGGUUAUAAGUAAAAUAUGAAAAAGAGGAAAGGGUUGUAGUGGCUCUUUGCCCUUGCACAGAGAGACACCAUAUGUGGGAAGCCUCCUGAGAGAGCACCACAUUGAAAUGAUUCUGAGUUAAAACGCUGGAAGCUUCAUGUAGAGAUUUCAUGUGUUUCUGCUUCUCAGUUUUGUGGUGAGAGGGGGAAGGAGAAGGGAAUAAGUUUUGUCUCUAAGAAGUUGCUCUGUCAGAAAUUUUGAUAAAGACAUUAAAUUAAAAUAAAGAUAUCUAAACUGUGUGCAGUCAGGGAUAAAUCCAAAAAAAUAGCUGACAGAGCAAUUAAUCUUUUUCAAGCAAGAUGCUGGCAGAGUGGCUUAGGGGGCACAACUGCAUUGGGAAGAGCUUUCAAACAAAUGUAACCUUGCUGUAAUCCAAGUAGAUGUUGACUGCAAGCACAUUCCAGAGGUCUGCAUUUGUUUUAAUGAAAUCUAGAUUAUUUAUCUGAAGUCAGGAUUUUUUUCCUGCAUUUCCCUCCAAACUUUUCAGGAAGUUAAACUAAUUGCUAGGUCAUGUGGAAAAGAAUAUAAUCAAUGAGAUAAACAAGUAGGCUUCCUUAUUAUUAGCUAACUUCAAUAAUCAGUUAAAUAUACUUCAGCAAUGUCACAGGCUUAUUCCAGAGAUCUUCUGGAGAACAGCAGCAGUUUGUGCCCAUAAAUGUUUGUGUUAGUGAAAUGUUAGCAGGGUCUAAACAACUUAAAAACAGAAAAAGCCUUAAAGUUUAUCAUCAUGCAAACUUACUUUCAUGAAUUUACUCUCAUCCCCACUUAGGAUUCCUGGUUCCAUGUUGAAAUCAUCUUCUGUGAUCAUGCCCUUCUAGAAAGGGUGUCAAAUAAGAUUAGCAACAUAAAUCUGCUGCUUCGUGAGUUUUACCCAGCUGCCUGGUGAUUUCACAGCUGUUUCUGCAGUUGAUAACAAUUUCCAUCGCUCUGCUUUCUGCAGAGUCGUCCCUGCACUGCUGCAGAGUCCGCCUUAUCCCUCUCAGAGUUACUAAUCUUGCUUUUAAAAAUCCAGAAACAGAAAUGAACAACAGUAAAUAUAGUGGACUUGUGUUUAUUACAGAGAGUUCUUGGACUGAGAAACUUCCAUGCUAGAAUAUUGUCACCUCCAGUUUAUCAUUCAGCAAUAUCUGACACUUCAAAGACUCGAGCAGCUCUUUCUGCCUUGAAUUGUCUUACAAGACAUCUUCAGCACUCUUUUACCAUGGAUUUCUCCUGUAUCUGUGCAGCACGAGCUGAGCAGAGCCUGCUCUAGCCUAAGAACGGGCCGAGUCAAGACAAUCAAGAUGACAAAUGAACCUAUCAAAGAGAUCCUGGGCACCCCAAAGCACCCUGAUUCUGUACCCACAGAGAAGAGUAACAACAAUGACUGUGUGAUAACCACCAUUCCUCUGGUCAGUGAGUGCCAGCUGACGGCAGCCACGGGGGGAGCAGAGCUCUCCUGCUACCGCUGCACCAUUCCCUUCGGCGUGGUCAUCCUGAUAGCUGGCAUCGUGGUCACUGCCGUGGCAUACAUCUUCAACUCCCAUGGAUCCAUCAUCUCUGUCUUUGGGCUGGUCCUCUUGUCCUCAGGACUUGUUCUGCUGGCUUCCAGCACCGUGUGCUGGAAGAUCAGGCAGCACAAGAAGAAAGCAAAGAGGCGGGAGAGCCAGACAGCGCUUGUGGCAAACCAGCGAACCUUGUUCGGUUAAAGGCAGCCAGGAGAAGGCUGGACAGAAGGCAGAACCUUUGUAAGUCAACUUGGCUAUUUAUCAGUAGGAGAGAUUGCAGGUUUUAAUUUAACUGUAGAAACGAACUGAAAUGAAAGUGGAAUGGAUUAAGAAAUACUUGUAACAACUCUGCAAGUGCUCUCAAUAUAUUUCUUACUGCAGACUUGGUAGUGAUUCUUUCCAAGACAGAGGAAAACGCAUUUUUUUCCGUCACGGAAAACUGUGUCACAUAACUGCAACCAUCCUAACUGCGUUCUCCAACAUGCUGAUCGUGUUGGAAAGGGAAUGUGUGGGAACUGAGAAAAUAAUUUGAAUUGACUUGAAAUGCCAGAAGUCUCCUUAAAACACUGACAUUUGACCAAGGGAGAAGUCAUAGCAUUUGAAGUGACUACAAGCUUAUGGUCAGAGUAUCUGGGACUUAAACUGCAGCUUAAAAAAAAAAAAAA